Molecule: messenger RNA, 390 nt
Organism: Rangifer tarandus platyrhynchus (Svalbard reindeer)
Lineage: Eukaryota; Metazoa; Chordata; Mammalia; Artiodactyla; Cervidae
Source: the annotation of a GenBank genome assembly
GGGCAUUCCUGUUACAGACCAAAGAGGACUGGAGAGAGAAAGCGCAAAUCUGUACGGGGUUGCAUUGUGGAUGCCAAUCUGAGUGUUCUCAACUUGGUCAUCGUGAAAAAAGGGGAGAAGGAUAUUCCUGGACUCACUGAUACCACAGUGCCUCGUCGCCUGGGUCCCAAAAGAGCUAGCAGAAUUCGCAAACUUUUCAAUCUCUCUAUAGAAGAUGAUGUCCGCCAGUAUGUUGUGCGAAAGCCCCUAAACAAAGAAGGUAAGAAACCUAGGACUAAAGCACCCAAGAUUCAGCGUCUCGUGACUCCACGAGUUCUGCAACACAAACGCCGGCGUAUUGCUCUGAAGAAACAGCGUACUAAGAAAAACAAAGAAGAGGCUGCAGAAUAG